Eublepharis macularius is the source of this 5473-nucleotide messenger RNA. RefSeq names its product protein phosphatase 1 regulatory subunit 18 (gene PPP1R18). The transcript is spliced from 4 exons. Gene Ontology annotation, molecular function: phosphatase binding. The record is from RefSeq and is a predicted model, not a curated record. Bases 1342 to 3210 code for a protein of 622 amino acids. Lineage: Eukaryota; Metazoa; Chordata; Lepidosauria; Squamata; Eublepharidae.
UCUCUCUUUCAGUCAUCUUCCCUUUCCCCCUUUCUCUUCUCUUUCUUUUCUUCUCUCUCUCUCUCUCUCUCUCUCUCGUCCUCCCUCCCCAUUUCCUCCUCUCCCCUCCCCCAGACCUAGGCUAAGGGAUUUCAGAACCGGGGGCGGAGUGGAGCUCGGUGGAGGAUUAGAAGCAGCGGAUGUGUUAGGAGAGGUUGGUCGAGAUUUCCACCACCACCCCGCCCCACCCUCCGCUCCUCUGUCGCGUCGAUCCGAAAACUUCUUCUUGGGGAAGAAAGCCUUUUUUUGUUUUAACGAGAAAAGGGAAGAAAGGAGACGGGGAGAAAAGGAACCAACCCAACCCUCCUUCCCUGAAACAACCCAGACCAGAUCCACCCGGAUCCCCUCCCUUGGCUUGGGCGAAAGAGAUCGCAGAGCAGCGGCUGAAUUCCCUCCCCUUCCCCAGCCAGCGCGACCCAGAAGGAGCCGCUGCAACCCGCCACGCUUCCAGCAGUCAUGGGCCAAGCGGGGGAUCCGGCCCGCCGUUUGCCCCACAGCGCCAAGAUCAAGCUGGCUUGAAAGUGGCCAGGGACUCCUCUCUCUUCCAUACGUUCCCAAGAUUGGGCGAUUCCUUCGUCGGUGCCGUAGCCGGUGCUGUGAGACACCAGACCUAAUCCGGAGAAAGAUCUCUUUUAUCCUGUCGGCGGCUGCUCAUCCUCUCGGACGCCUGGGUUUUAACGGGUCCCCUGAGCAUCGUGCGUCAAAGGAAGACGGAGAAAGGACGUUCCUUGAUCUCAAGAAGUCCACGCUUUCUCUUCCGCCCAAAGCCAUUGAUCUCCCGUCCCGUCCCUGCGGGGCUUUGGAUCUCUCCGGUUAGGGGGAUAUAUUAUUUCCACUGCUGAUCAAAAGAUUGCUUUGAACUGCUGUUCCAUCUUCGGCCGCCUGGGUUUUAACGAGUUAAUGGAACACUCCCACUAUUGAUUUUAAAAGGCUUUCUCCACAUUUUUUAAAAAGAAGACCCUUUUUCUCCAGGCACUUGAAUGCUUGGAAUUCCCUGGACAGAAGAAUUGUUCGUCAAGGAUUAUUCAGCCUCCCACUUGCAUUAUUCCCUCGGACGCCUGGGUUCCAAUUGAGCUGCUGAGAUUUGAGUCCAUCUUCCCUGUUGCUUUGCCUAGCCCCGACUGUGCUUCCUCUACAACCCUGGCUUCUGACCCAGCUGAGAAGUUCAUAAGGUGGCACUAGGUACCAAAGUCAACCUUCUGUGUCCUGCUGCUGUUGAUUCUGCUGACCCUCGAACUCCUGGAAUUGCUUGACAUUCGGACUCCGGGUUUUCCUUCUGUUUGUUCACUAUCCCACGUGAAGAUGUCUUCGGCUCCAGCACUGCCGGAGUGGAAGCUCCAGUUAUUAGAGCGUCGGCGUAAAGAGGAGGAAGAGGCCCGCCGGCGAGAACGGGAGCAGCAAGAUCGCAUGGCUAAAAUGCCAGCCUGGAAACGUGAAAUCAUUGAAAGACGCCGCGCUAAGCAAGGCUCUAAUGCUUCUUUCUCAGAAUCUGGUGGCCCAGGAGGGACAGAAAGUGGGGCAGCCCCCACCCCUGCUGCCCCACAGCCCUGCCAAGAGGGGGAUUUAGAGAGCUCUGUGCUGCAGGAGAAGAUUGGCCCAGUCCAUCAGAACCCCUUCAUUCAGCUGGAGAAGCGGCGCCACAAGGAGGUUGCCCCAUUGGAGAGUGACCUCGCUAGUGCUAAGGCCAAGCAGAUUGUGGAUCUGUAUGGGCAGAUUCCCGGCGUCCGCACGCUACGUGCCGACAAUGUCAUUAUCAUUGAGACAGCCCCAGGGGCACCACCAGCACAGAUGACCACUGACCGACACUCUGGGGAGUCCAAAUCAGGCAGCAUGGAGUCCCUCAACGAGCUGCUGGCACGUCGUGGGGGCAGCGUCACUGAGAUCCGCGCCGGAGAGGUCUUCAUUGUCAAGUCAGCUUUGAGCCGUAGUGUAGAGGACCUCAAUUCGGUUGGUAAGGCUGAGUACCGGUCAUCUCUGCCAGAGCAGCGCCGUGGGCGGGUAAGCAAAUUGCUGAGCAGGUUCAACCAGGAGGACAGUGGUGGGCCUGUAUCACCACGGCCAGUGAGAUCCCACAGCACUGAGAACUUAACAGAGGGUACCUAUGUGGCCAGGAAGCCUGGAUAUUUACCGACAGAUCCCAGCCCCAAAAGGCAGCACCGUGACAGGACACCCAGCCCUCCCCGUGACCUACUAGGCCUCUCCUCACCAGUGCCCUUCACUGUGGCGUCUUAUCGCAGCCAGUUUGAAGCCAAAUCAAGCAGUGGUGAGGCUUGGCCAGACAGCCCCCCAAGACGCUCUCCAACAGGCAGAACAUGGGGCAGAGAGGCUGCCUCCCCUGAGAGAGGGUCCAGACCAGACAGUAUUGAUUCUGAGGCUACGUUUGAGUUCUAUCCAGCACCACCACCAGCACCGGUCGCUGAUGAUGAUGUCCAGGGCAAGGCCUUGGCUAAUCUACGGCUGCACUCCCGGAACUCCUUUGUGGUUGUGCCGCGACGGGCCUCAACCUCCCCACCCCCACCCACAGACCUCAGGCAGGAAGCCAACCCUUCUCCUUCUUCUCUCAGGCCCCCAGCCCCCACUUCCUGCUCCUCAGCCAGCUGUGAGCUGCUUCCCCUGGACACUGAAGAUCCACCCGAGGCUGAGGCCAUGAGGCGCAGCGGGAACAGCUAUGCCAAGGAGGAUGUCAGGGUGGGGGGCUUGGCUCAUGCCUCGUCCCCCCACCCAGCUGUGCAGCGUCGCAGUGGCAACACCAUCACGAUCAACCCUCGCAAGGCCCCUGUGACACCUGUCACUGCAGUGGAGAACGGCAUUGAGGGUGACUCUCCCACAGCUGUGGCUCCUGUGAAGAAACGCUACCCCACAGCUGAGGAGAUCCAGGUGAUUGGAGGCUACCUCUCACUGCAAAGGUCCUGCCUUGCAAAGAAUGAUCCACAUCGGAAAAAGCUGAAGAUUUCAUUCAGCGAGAACCAGCUGGAAAGGACCUUCCAGUACCCAUCGGAGGGUUCUCUGCUGGAGGAGUUUGGACCUCCUGAGGAGUCAGAGCCUUUGGCGUGUACCAACCCCCAUGGGGAUGAUGAAGAGGAAGAAGAGGAGCUGCUGCUGCUUCAUCGUGGCCUCCCAGGCCUACUGAGGACCAAACCCCUUAUCGUGGAUGAGUCUUGUCGGCGGUAACCCUACUCAUAAUUCUCCAUCACAGGGAAGGAUGUAGGAUAUCUAAAGAUUUGCAUCACCCUUCAAGUCCCUUAGCUGGACUUUUCUUUUUUCGUCUUCCAGUGACUACCACAUCAAGGGAAGAAGCUGAGACCAUCCCAGACUGGACAGUUCUGCCCAUUUUCCUAGGACUCAGUGUCUUUCUUUCUCUGAGAUGGGAGAAAAAGCUUGAAAAAUACCUUCCUUUCAUUUUUGUUCUGAAUUCAGCACUGAAAACAGGACCUCAGAAACCCCACCCUAAAUCUAAACAGCAAGGAUCCGUGUCACAUAUCAGGCUGCUCAAUCUGGCCUAUACAAAAAGAUUGCAUCCACAUGGGUUCAACUCAAAGAAAAUCUUUUUUCCUAUACUGAUGCAAAAACAACUUGGAUAUGAAGAUGUUGAAACAGCCAGCAAGGUGGAGCACCAAACCUUAUGCCUGCCUGCCUGCCUGUCUCCAGUGUUGCCGCAGAUCCCCAGCCAAGGGCUAUUUUCUCCUUGCUGUUACCCAAACACUGCCCCUGCUGAGCUGAGGGAUGUUUCCAGUUCUGCAGACCCACUUUUUUGUAAAAUAUUUGGAGGUUAUCCUUUAGGACUUUUGUUAUUUUUAAAUUUUCUAAUCGCUGCCAUGGUGAGGAAGGGGAAUUGGAGGGAGGAACUGGCUUUGGGAGGGGGCAAUUUUGGUGGCCAACAACCUAUCAGUAUUGGGGAAGGAUUUGUACCAAGAAUAGCAGGGAGGGUGGUAUGCCAAACAGUCUUUUAAAAAAGCCAUUCUGAAGCAAGGCAAUUCUAAACUGUACGGCUAUCUGUGUUGUUAAAACAAUUACAGCUGGUCUUAAGGCAUGCAAAUGGGCAAAUAUGGACUAUGUGAUUUCUACAUAUGAGCAGAGCUCAUUGCUGUUUGGGACAGUUUUCAUUUUUCUUGUCUUCUAGGCAGGAGCAGUUGUGUCAAGAAAACAAAACUUGUGUUUGGAAGCAAGAAAGAAUAGGCAGUUGCAUGUGGAGAUGAUAAACCACAAAAUGGAGUGUAAAAUAUGGUUUCUUGUCUUUGCCCCACUUACUUCCUGUCUAGGAUUCAGAACUCCGGAAGGAUUGGGCAAGUGGGCAUGGAGGGAAAUGUGGAAUUGAAAAGAUGAGGAGAGGCAGGUUGAAUGUUAGAAAACAGAGUGACAUUUCAACAUGUUUUUUAAAAACGAUCAGCCAUCUUAAAUGAUUGUUUGCUACUCUUCACUGCAUGGUGUUCUUAAGUAGGAAAAAAAGAGGCUAAUUUGGGAAAGGCUUUCAAAAAUGUCAGAAAGCACAGUAGUCACAACAGUUUAAAAUGGUGACAUUUAGGACUUCAAGGACAAGACAGUGAAUUAAACCCAGAGAGGGUACAGCUCAGACUUUUCUGUGCCAAUGACUAAAGCCCAGCCAUAGGCCAAUAGCAUAUUGUUCUGGAGGUAUAUGGACAAAUGUGGAAGUGUGUUUUUGUUUUGUUUUUUUACAACUGAGAGCAGUAACAAUCUUGGUUGCGACUAAAACCAGAUAAUGUGGUGCUUUUGUCUGAAGAUGCUACUCGGUUUCUUCAAACACCCUCAACCAAUUCCUCUGCUGGGAUCAGGGCUUUGUGAACCAUACCUCCAUGCCACCUGUCACAGUCUGUGUGUGAUUCUCUAAAUCCUUCUUAAAAAACAUAACCAUGCUGGAAAUGUCCAGAUCACAGUGGCAGUAUUUCUCAAAUGCUUAUCUUGGAAACCCCCACUUAUGAACCAUCUCUGUCUAGUGGAAAACUUGUGUUCAGCAGCUUGUGGGAAAAGGGUACAACCCAUCUGUGAGAGAGGAUUCAGACUGAAGAGUGAUGAAUGUAUGAGUGGGGAGUUGUGACUGUAGGAGCGCCAGUGGUUCGUCAAACUGUGGAGGAAGAGUGUGGACUGAGGAAGCAGGAGCAUGAAUGAGUGGAUGAAGGAAGUGCAGAGGGGAAGGAACAAGGAAAAUGGUGUGUUUCUUCCCUCUCCUUUCCUUACUAAUUUAUCUUGUUAUCUGUGCACAGUUUUUAUUAUCAUUUCCCCCUUUUUUUGCACUGUGGAAACAGCCGUUGUCUAGAGUCCAUGAACAAGUCAGCAAGUGAAUGAUUAGGCAUGGCAGACAUCACUUCCUCUACAGGGGCGAAAUGGAGCCUUGCUCAGAUCAAUGUUUGUGAAAUGAGGGCUGAAGCAGCUGUGUCCAGCCAUUUCCAUCAGUGUUUUUAUAUUAUUAUUAUUAUUA